Molecule: messenger RNA, 1101 nt
Organism: Penicillium cinerascens
Lineage: Eukaryota; Fungi; Ascomycota; Eurotiomycetes; Eurotiales; Aspergillaceae
Exons: 3
Coding region: 1-1101 (366 amino acids)
Source: RefSeq, a predicted model, not a curated record
AUGGCAAAAGAGGGGAAAAUUAUCACCAUAAUAGGAGCCACGGGCCAACAAGGCGGUUCUGUCGCUCGAUCCUUACUACAGAAUCCCGAUUUCCAUGUUCGGUGCAUUACACGGGAUAGUUCUUCUGUCAAGGCGCAGCAAUUGAAAAAGCUGGGCGCUGAAAUUGUGGAAGGCGAUGGAAAUGACCCCAAUCUUAUGGCAACCGCCCUUCAUGGAAGUUGGGGUAUUUUCAUCAAUAACGGCUACAUGUUGACGCCCGCCGUCCAGCAGGGCAAAUAUGAGGAUGAUUUCGGAAAUAUAAUCCUACGGAGUGCCGCCGAGGCUAAGGUCCCUCAUGUCGUGUUCAGUUCACAACCCUCCGCGCAUGAUUUGUCUGGAGGCCAGUUCUGCACCCCAGUUCUUGAUGCUAAAGCCUGGGGAGAGAAUUGGGGACGUGCUUGCCCGGCAUUUCAAACCUUUACCCCGAUCAUGGCAUCUUGGUACUUUCAGAACUUCUUCAUUCCAUCUUUCGUGGAAGAGUUUGGUGGAUUUCCAUGGAAUAAAGAUGCGGAAGGUUACUUGACGCUGCGCCUUCCACCUCUUGGUGGUAAUGAGGAGGUACCCUGGAUAUGUGUUGACGAGGAUUUUGGCGACCUUGUCCACGGCAUCUUCCUGAAUCCGGCACGAUGGAACAAGCGAACGGUGCAGGCAGUUGGAGAUAUACUGUCUUACGGGAUGCUGACUACUGUUUUCGCCGAUGGUAAGCCGAAACGCAAUCUGUUCGGAGGAAGGACUGACCCGAAUAUAGUGACCAAGCAAAAAGCACGAUAUAUCCCGUACAACAAUCCGGCAGACAUGCCUGCCGACCGGCCCUACCUCCAAGAAUCACGCCAGGUGUUUGCAUUUUACCACACGCGCGACGGUGAGCUCUUUGGCAACGGGAUUACAGAGAACACAACCGCAGGUACGCUCAAGAGGGCAGCAUUCCAGGCAAAGGGGCGGAAAGGGCGGGAAAUUUUGAUGUCGGCACGUGAAUGGUUCGAAAAGAAUUUUCUUGAAAGUACAGCUUUUGAGCGAGUCGGACGGUCGGGUCCCAUUGUCAGAGGGUCCACCGAUGAGUAG